This is a messenger RNA of Ectocarpus sp. CCAP 1310/34, 6075 nucleotides long. The record is from the annotation of a GenBank genome assembly. Lineage: Eukaryota; Phaeophyceae; Ectocarpales; Ectocarpaceae.
AUGCGCGCGGCCUGUUCUCCUCUGCCCACGGACGGUGCGCACGUGCACCACGACACCUAUAACCGUCUUAGAGCAGAAGAGGGUUCCCUGGAGGGGAGGGCAAUGCACAUCCUCCAUGUGGAAGGGCCUUGGUUGCGAGCAACGGCAGUGACACCACCUUCGUCGAAGUCGGUCUGCGAAUCCCGGGAGAGCGGCACAAACCGGCGCGAUCCGCCUCAGUGCGCGAGGGUUCGGCUGGACAAGCGACAGGGAAUCGUUCGAGUCACGGCACGUUUUGAUAAGGGCAAGCAUGGUGGGAGCUAUGGCAACACCGAUAACCAUGCUCAGCGUCUGGACCACGACAGCCCUACGCGCUCGAGCCGCCGAGCCAGCAGCGAUGCAGGAAACGUUGGUGGCAGUCGCACUGUGGGUGAGAGGCGAGGCAGGAGUCAUGAACGAGGCAAUCGAGUGUCCAGCAGGUCACCACGCGGGCGGACACGUGGAGAAAGAGCAGCGUCAGGCGAAAGCGACACGUCCCGUGAACGCGGAAGCAGCGACGGGAGUGCGUUCGGUCACAGAAGCAGAGACCGCCACGGUGAAGAGGGUAGACGAUAUCGCCCAGGGCCUGACGGCAGCAGUUCGACUGCUGCUUUCAGCCGCCUUGAGUCCCAAUCUCCGCGGGCGGAUGAGUUGAACAACGAGGGUCGUGGUCAAAGAAGCGGUGAUGAGUCUGCCGGGGGCUGGGCCCGGGGAGACAGAGUCGAGGCAAGGUACAGAGGCCGCGGCACCAAGUUCUACAAGGGGAGGAUCUCGAGAAUAAACAGUGACAAAACGAUGGAUAUUGCAUACGACGACGGAAAACAGGAGAUUGGGAUUGCGGCGGAGCAUGUUCGAUCUUUGGAGCCAACAGUCGGUGACAGGGGCGGGAGGGCGAGCAAGAUGGCAAAGGGAGACAGAGUCGAGGCGAGGUACCGCGGAAAGGGAACCAGAUUCUACAAGGGCAAGAUCUCCAGAGUCAAUAGUGAUCAGACGUUCGAUAUUGCUUAUAAUGACGGGGAAAAGGAGGUUGGGAUUGCAGCAGAGCAUGUUCGAUCUUUGGAACCAGCGAUGAGUGACGGUGGUGGUAUCAGCGGGAGCAAGAUGGCACGGGGGGACAGAGUCGAGGCGAGGUACCGCGGAAAGGGAACCAGAUUCUACAAGGGCAAGAUCUCCAGAGUCAAUAGUGAUCAGACGUUCGACAUUGCUUAUAAUGACGGGGAAAAGGAGGUUGGGAUUGCAGCAGAGCAUGUUCGAUCUUUGGAACCAGCGAUGAGUGACGGUGGUGGUAUCAGCGGGAGCAAGAUGGCACGGGGGGACAGAGUUGAGGCGAGGUACCGCGGAAAGGGAACCAGGUUCUACAAGGGCAAGAUCUCCAGAGUCAAUAGUGAUCAGACGUUCGAUAUUGCUUAUGAUGACGGGGAAAAGGAGGUUGGGAUUGCGGCAGAGCAUGUUCGAUCUUUGGAACCAGCGAUGAGUGACGGUGGUGGUAUCAGCGGGAGCAAGAUGGCACGGGGGGACAGAGUCGAGGCGAGGUAUCGUGGAAAGGGAAUCAGGUUCUACAAGGGCAAGAUCUCCAGAGUCAAUAGUGAUCAGACGUUCGAUAUUGCUUAUGAUGACGGGGAAAAGGAGGUUGGGAUUGCGGCAGAGCAUGUUCGAUCUUUGGAACCAGCGAUGAGUGACGGUGGUGGUAUCAGCGGGAGCAAGAUGGCACGGGGGGACAGAGUCGAGGCGAGGUAUCGUGGAAAGGGAAUCAGGUUCUACAAGGGCAAGAUCUCCAGAGUCAAUAGUGAUCAGACGUUCGAUAUUGCGUACGAUGACGGGGAAAAGGAGGUUGGGAUUGCAACAGAGCAUGUUCGAUCUUUGGAACCAGCGAUGAGUGACGGUGGUAGCGGCACAGGGAGACAAAUGCCUGUAACAUUGCUGGAAGGGGACAAAGUGGAGGCUAAUUUUCGAGGACGGGGCAGGUUCUACCCUGGACGAAUUAGCCGAGUCAAUCUGGACGGGAGCUUCAACAUUGACUACUCCGAUGGCGAGAAGGAAAGAGGGGUGACAGCUGAUUUGAUCCGGGCAAGAGGAGGAACCACACGUGACGAGGUCCGUAGCGGAGCUGACACCAGAGUCCUCGAGAAGGGAGAUAGAGUUGAAGCAAGGUACCGUGGGAAGGGUACCAGGUUCUACAAGGGCAAGAUUUCCAGAGUAAACAGCGAUCAGACACUUGACAUCUCUUACGAUGAUGGUGAGAAGGAAAUCGGGAUUGCGGCGGAACACGUCCGCUCCUUGGAGGCACAAACCAGUGGGCAUGGAGGUGGGGAUAGAGGUAGAGAAACGUCUGAGGUACUGUUGAAGGAGGGCAUGAAGGUGGAGGCCAAGUACAAGGGUCGCAGCCGAUACUACCCCGGCCGGAUAUCGCGUGUCCAUCGCGACGGGAGCUGUGACAUCGACUACGACGACGGUGAGAAGGAGCGCUUGGUCGACCCGUCACUCGUGAGAGUGCUCGAGAGCGGCAAGGGCGGCGAGCGGACGGGAAGUGGAGACCGCUUGGAGGAGGGCAUGAAGGUGGAGGCCAAGUACAAGGGUCGCAGCCGGUACUACCCCGGCCGGAUAUCACGUGUCCAUCGCGACGGGAGCUGUGACAUCGACUACGACGACGGUGAGAAGGAGCGCUUGGUCGACCCGUCACUCGUGAGAGUGCUCGAGAGCGGCAAGGGCGGCGAGCGGACGGGAAGUGGAGACCGCUUGGAGGAGGGCAUGAAGGUGGAGGCCAAGUACAAGGGUCGCAGCCGGUACUACCCCGGCCGGAUAUCACGUGUCCAUCGCGACGGGAGCUGUGACAUCGACUACGACGACGGUGAGAAGGAGCGCUUGGUCGACCCGUCACUCGUGAGAGUGCUCGAGAGCGGCAAGGGCGGCGAGCGGACGGGAAGUGGAGACCGCUUGGAGGAGGGCAUGAAGGUGGAGGCCAAGUACAAGGGUCGCAGCCGGUACUACCCCGGCCGGAUAUCACGUGUCCAUCGCGACGGGAGCUGUGACAUCGACUACGACGACGGUGAGAAGGAGCGCUUGGUCGACCCGUCACUCGUGAGAGUGCUCGAGAGCGGCAAGGGCGGCGAGCGGACGGGAAGUGGAGACCGCUUGGAGGAGGGCAUGAAGGUGGAGGCCAAGUACAAGGGUCGCAGCCGGUACUACCCCGGCCGGAUAUCACGUGUCCAUCGCGACGGGAGCUGUGACAUCGACUACGACGACGGUGAGAAGGAGCGCUUGGUCGACCCGUCACUCGUGAGAGUGCUCGAGAGCGGCAAGGGCGGCGAGCGGACGGGAAGUGGAGACCGCUUGGAGGAGGGCAUGAAGGUGGAGGCCAAGUACAAGGGUCGCAGCCGGUACUACCCCGGCCGGAUAUCACGUGUCCAUCGCGACGGGAGCUGUGACAUCGACUACGACGACGGUGAGAAGGAGCGCUUGGUCGACCCGUCACUCGUGAGAGUGCUCGAGAGCGGCAAGGGCGGCGAGCGGACGGGAAGUGGAGACCGCUUGGAGGAGGGCAUGAAGGUGGAGGCCAAGUACAAGGGUCGCAGCCGGUACUACCCCGGCCGGAUAUCACGUGUCCAUCGCGACGGGAGCUGUGACAUCGACUACGACGACGGUGAGAAGGAGCGCUUGGUCGACCCGUCACUCGUGAGAGUGCUCGAGAGCGGCAAGGGCGAGCGGACGGGAAGUAUUGAUCCAGGCGAUGUCGGCGGCACUCUGCAGGAGGGGGAUCGAGUUGAAGCCAACUACCGGCGCAGCGGUAGGUAUUACCCCGGCAGGAUAUCUCGUGUCCAUCGCGACGGGAGCUGUGACAUCGACUACGACGACGGUGAGAGGGAGGCUCGAGUAGCCACAACGCACGUACGGGAAAAGCGAAGAAGCAACACCACAACCAGGAGCAGGAGCGGCGAGGGAGUGCAACAACGGCGAAGGUCGUCCGACGACAUGGAAGACCUGUUUUCGGAAGGCGAUGAACAAGGAAAUAACCGCCGCCGUACAUCACGGGAAAGGCGAAAGGGAAACGAGAGUAGCGACAACACCCGCCGAACUCGUAGCCGGAGCCGAAGCGUUUCACGAGGUGGCGACCUCGGUGCUACUAGGCAACGCUUCGGCGGUGGGAGUCCUCGCGGAAUGUGGCUGGAAGGAAAAAUUCUCGACGACGAAGAUCCUCAUCACAAGGACUUUCCACCGUCAAUAUACGGGGGAGGGAAGGACCGGGGCGGGGUAGGAGCCGGAGUCGCGAUAGAGGGGGCGGAGGGUGAAGUGCUGGCCUGUCACGGCGACGAAACGUUUACGAUUAAGUACUCGGAUGGUCAGACAGAAGAGGACGUUCCGGAGUCGUGCGUGAGAGCCGCGGCAGCGGCUCCUAGAGGGCGGAGUAGAGACCGUCGCAGCGCUUCCCGCGGUAGGAGAGAUUCGCGUCCGGAUGAGGCCGGCAGCGGCGUGUGGCGUGCCGUGGAACGCAUGUCCAACGAGUUGGCGAGAAGGGCCGGCGUUGAACGGAAGAAAGUAUCCUCGUCGAUGCUCGAAAGGGAAAAAGACGAGGUACUCAAGACGGAUAUGGUGUUGGGGAGGUCGGAGUCCGCGCGAUUCAGGCGCGAAUUCAACAAGGCCGACUUUUCCAGAGACGGGGAACUCACGACCGCCGAUACUGUGAGGGCGUUUCGAGGCCUUGGUGGCAAAGCUACAGAGAACGAGGUGCGCGAAUUCCUCCGGGCGACGGACGGCGCCGGCAGGAGCGGUGGAACGGGAGGCCACCACCGCUUGGACUUCCCCGCAUUCGUGCAGGCCUACGCAUGGGUCUUCUACCGUGGGGGCAGCACGGACGAAAGCGAUAGCAACGGCGAUCCGGAACGAAACGGUGACGACGACUCUGGUUCCUCUUCGUCGUACCGGACAAAAGAAAGGGGACGGCGGCGAACAGCCCGAAGCUCCUCGCGUGCCGGAACCCGCACUAGUGGCGAACGCCUGACGUCUAGAAAGCUCGGGUACCGCUCUCCCGAAAAAAGCAGCAGCCGGAGGCGGAGCCAGAGACAGGGCGGCGGGUUAGGAAUAGGAGAAGAAGCCGAGCUGCGGAGGUGGGCGAAGAGGCUAGGGGAGAAGCAAAUGCGCCGCUUGGAGCGCGUUUUCAACGAGUGGGCCGUGGAAGAUGACGGCAGCGAUGGCGAUGGUGCUACGGUAGAAGUCAGGGAUCUCGAGAGGUGUUUCAAGGAGCUCGGCAGGGAUGACGUGCAACGCCGCGAGCUCCGAGCGUGGUGUGACGGGGCGGACCUAGCCCCCGGGGAUACCCUAAGCCUAGCGGAUUUCGCCUACGCGUAUCACUCUAUGUUCGUCGAUACGACAGGAGAAGAGGUGGCGGCGGCCAUCUUCCAAUCCGAGAAGUGGGAAGGGACGGCAGAGCAGCACGAUGAUUUGAUAAGGAGGGUUUCCGUGGGGAGGUCCGGGGAACAGGCAGCGAUGCUGGCGAGGGCGCGACAAGUGUUCGAAGAACUCGACGAGGACCGGGACGGGGAGAUCCCGAGGAAGGUUAUCGGAAAAUUUUUGACCAAGGUUGGCAGGGAUCCCAAAACGUGCGCAACCCAGAUCGCCGCCUUUUGCCGCGGAGGAUUUAUCGCCGAUACCAGCGGUGGCAGACCAAGCGAAGGGAGAAACGGCCACCAGCACGGACAACGGCAAGAAAGGAGGGGGCGGACUGGAUUCGCCGCCGGCGACAAGGGCGCCACAGAAGCAGAAACUAAGUCGGCACAAAGACGCGAAAUGAAUAGUCGAGGUGGUACCGAAUGGGGUCGACAGCAGCAUCAGCGGGUCGCGUUUGCGGAAGAUUACGGGGACGACGGCGGCUUGCCGGCGCCGUCGAGCUCGGCUUCCCUGGCGGAAAUUCUUGCCGCUUUCGGGUUCGUUUUCGAGGGAGCCGGCGCCGCGGUGAAACCGUCGGUGGCGGAGGCCUUUGCCAAGCUGCGUCUGCACGCCCAGCCGGCCGAGGCUCGGGCUGCUGGGGAAGCGGCGAAAAGGUGCAUGGCCGCCCUAAACUAA